AUGUACGAAAAUGGACUCGCAACUUUGAAAUUCUGGUGGGGAGAAACUCUGGAUCCAAAAGAUAGGAAACUCUGGACUCUCACCUUUGUUAAUGUUCCUAACAUAAUUCAAGUUUUUACAUGGAAAGCUGCUGGAAAUGCUCUGCCAGCUAGAAAUGUUUUGCAUACUAGAAUGCCAAUGCUUUCUGUUGAUUGUACUAGAUGUAAUGAUCCUCAUGAAUCUGUUUUUCAUGCUUUAGUUCUAUGUCCUUUUGCUAGUCGAGUCUGGUUUCUAUCCUCUUUCUGUGUUAAUACCCACUUUUUCAAUAAUAAAUCUUUCCUGGACUGGAUGAUGUUUUGGUUAAUUGACCCUAUUUCAAAACUUCAUGAAAGAGAUCAAUAUUUAUUUGUUGUUAUUCUCUGGUCUCUUUGGCAAAGUAGGAAUAAUCUAUUCUUCCAAAAUAUCAAGGAAACUCACUCUACUGUUUUAAUGAGAGCUAGAGCUAUGCUUUUAACUAGGAAACCUUGUCCCAUCAUUUCCAAUACUGUUUCUUUUGGUUACUAUGAUAAGUGGAUUCCCCCGCCUACACGUUGGAUUAAGUUUAAUACUGAUGGAGCUUAUGAUCCUGUUUCUGGAAACAAUGGUGCAGGCUAUGUGAUGAGGGGCUUUUCAAAUACUGCCUCUUUUUGUGCUUCCAUAGUUUUUGGAGUAGAGUCUGCUGAAGAAGCUGAAGCCAGGGCUAUUUGGGAAGCCUUGAAGAAAGCUGUGGAGCAGAAGCUUACUCAUAUCAUUAUUGAAAGUGAUGCUCAGAAUCUUAUCAACCAAUUUUCAGUUGGCCUGUUUGAUGGAGAUACUAUGACGGAUGUUAUUUUUAAGGAUAUUCAGUUUUUCUCUUCUAGUCAAGGUGCGUGUUUAUUUGUUUUUCAACCUCGUAUCUGUAAUUUUGUGGCUCAUGAGUUAGCUCAUUGGGCUAAAACAAAUAAUUCUACCAUGUAUUGGUCUACACCUCCAAUUUGGCUUUUGCCAAUUGUUGAAGGAGACCAUUAG
This is a messenger RNA of Papaver somniferum (opium poppy), 1026 nucleotides long. RefSeq lists its product as uncharacterized. The record is from RefSeq and is a predicted model, not a curated record. The coding region runs from base 1 to 1026 and encodes 341 amino acids. Lineage: Eukaryota; Viridiplantae; Streptophyta; Magnoliopsida; Ranunculales; Papaveraceae. The transcript has a single exon. Gene Ontology annotation, molecular function: nucleic acid binding; RNA-DNA hybrid ribonuclease activity.